This is a messenger RNA of Fraxinus pennsylvanica, 1236 nucleotides long. NCBI's taxonomy places the organism in Eukaryota, Viridiplantae, Streptophyta, Magnoliopsida, Lamiales, Oleaceae. The record is from the annotation of a GenBank genome assembly.
AUGCAUAGCUGGGAAAGACAAUUGAGAGAAGAUAAACCAAGAAAAAUUCCCAGAAAUCCAUCAUUUUCUUCUACCCUUCUUGACGAAAUCAUCAAUUCCAUCGAUGGAACUGACAAAAAAUCUGAGGUGCAUAAAGAAAAGCCCAUAAAAAAGCAUGGCGGUGGAAGGGCAAAAACUGGCAGCAAAAAAGAUGAAGAAAUGGGAAUUCUGUGGAAGGAGAAGGAAAUUAUUGCUCGAAGAAGGGCAGAAUUGGAGAAAUUAUGGAUACAAGAAAAUGAUUUGAUGUUUUUCAGUUCAAAUUCGAGUUCUUCAGACAGUUCUGGAGCACUCUCUUCAUCUGAUUCGGAGUUUUUUGGGGGUUCAUAUUCAACGAAGUCAAGAACUUCUUGUUUUUCUGCACCAAAGCUUAAACCUGUAAGAACAAGUGGAGGGGUUGAAAAUCACUCAUUUCAUAACCAAAAUGAGGAGUUUCUCCACCAAAAGAAGCGGGAAAAUAAAGUGGAUGACAAUUUGAUCAAAUCGAAAUCGAGGGCCAUGAAGAUUUAUGCCAAUUUGAACAAGGUGAAACAGCCUAUUUCCCCUGGAGUUCGCCUUACAAAUUUUAUCAACUCCCUAUUUGCGAAUUCGAAGAAAACGAAGAAAUCUAAUCCAGAUGGAGGGUUUGAAGAUUCAAAGAUGGAGAGAGAAUCAAAAUCCCAACAGGGUGCAUCAACCUGUUCAUCAGCAUCGUCAUUUCCAAGAUCAUGUUUGAUCAACAACUCCUCUAAACCAGUGGAGAAAAUGGGAGUUGGCAACAGACGAACGGUCAGAUUUCAUCCAGUUAAUGUCAUUGUUGAUGAAGAUUCUCAUUCUCACUCUCAUGGCCACAAAUCUGUGAAAAAACAUGACGUUUCUGAUAAAUUUGGAAGGCCACCAUUGCCUCCAGACUUCGGAUUUAGUCCAGGAGAGAAAAACAGAAGAAUUCAAGAUUCAACACGAGAUUAUUCCAAGGUUUAUCCUAACCAAAGGAAGGACGAUUUCUCGAUGUUGAGAAAUAUUCGCUGUAAAAUUGAAGAUGAUGAAGAAGACUACGACGAGGAGGAUGCAGCAAGUGAUUCAAGUUCGGAGUUAUUCGAGCUUGAUCACUUGGCAUUGUUUGGAAACAUGAAGAAAUUUUCUGAAGAACUUCCAGUCUAUGAAAAUACUCAUUUUGUUACAAAUCAUGCUAUUGCUAGUGGCUUGAUUCGAAAAUUAUGA